Molecule: messenger RNA, 28244 nt
Organism: Nerophis ophidion (straightnose pipefish)
Lineage: Eukaryota; Metazoa; Chordata; Actinopteri; Syngnathiformes; Syngnathidae
Gene: pclob
Product: piccolo presynaptic cytomatrix protein b
Biological process (GO): protein localization to synapse; presynaptic active zone assembly
Cellular component (GO): GABA-ergic synapse; axon; cytoskeleton of presynaptic active zone
Molecular function (GO): structural constituent of presynaptic active zone; metal ion binding; protein binding
Source: RefSeq, a predicted model, not a curated record
UCACCAUGCCAUCAUGUUGUCAUUCAAUGCUUUUUGUCCGAGACAAGACGUUAAUUUGCUUCUCUCCCUCGUUAUCCCUCCAUCUUAUCUUGUUCCCUGUCAACCCCGACCUCCCCCAUCACCCCAUCCUCCCUCUCUACCAUUCAGGAGGUCCAAUGUAGACGGCGAGCCAGAGGAGAGUCCAGGCAGCGGCAGCAGCGGCAGCAGCAGCACAGAUAGCAGCACCAGCGGGGCUGUCGAUGCUCUCGCCUCAGCACCGACUCCAGCUCCCCCUCAGGCCUCUGCAGGAGCGCCUGGCGAGGGAACAGACAGCAGCUCCUCCUCUGACUCAGACACCUCUGUAGACUCCAGCUCCUACGAGGAGGAGGAGGAGGAGGAGGAAGAGGAAAAUAAGGAGGGCGAGAUGUUUUCUUCUAAAUUCCUCAGUGGGGGCAACCCGCUUAGUGCUGUGUCCUCUGCUGUUAACAAGUUUGGACUGUUUGGCGAUGAAGGGGAUAAGCAGCAGGGGGGCAAGCCCAGUGGAGACCUGAAGGCAGGUGUGGACCCGAACAAAAGCAUGCCACAACAGAAGGGACCCCUAAAAUCCAACCAGGGUGCUCCCGUGCAGAAGAGCCAGGGAGGACCCCUCAAACAACCCGAGGCUCAGCCAAAGGGCUCAGGUUCCCCCAAACCUGGAGUACGGGAGCAGAGUAAGAGCGAGGCACCACGACAAGGGAAUGCUAUCCCCGGCGCAGCACAGGUGGGACAAGAGCAGCAGCGGGGGUCGCCUAAACCUUCCCAGCAACAGCAGAGCGCCCCUAAAGUUGACCCAAAGCAGGCUGCAUCCAAGGCCGUGGCACAGCAACAGUCCAGGCCUAAAGGACCCGGUACACCCGACCUUUCACAGAGGUCAGGGCCCCCAUCGCCGGCCCGGAAGCAAGAAGCCCCGUCUCAAGCGAAGUUAGUCAACAAGCCACUUUGUCCAGUUUGCAAGACCACCAAACUAAACGUGCACACCAAGGACCCGCCCAACCAUCAAAGGUGCACACAGUGUAAGACGCAAGUUUGCAGCUUGUGUGGCUUCAGCCCGCCAGACUCUGAUGGAUCCGAGUGGCUUUGUCUCACCUGCCAGAUAAAGAGAGCUGAAGCACCAAUGAAAAAGCCAACAACAUCCAAAAUGCCAUCAUCCCCUGCUGCUCCGGUCAAAAAAGAGACGCCCGUAUCAGGUUCACCCAGCAAGACCCCACAUUCUUCCGAAAAAGUGCCAGCCAAAAGUGAAGUUAAAGUCCAAGGGAGUCCAAAACAUACUGGUACAGACUCUACGCAAAAGACCCCUCAGGAGAACCAGAGAGUACCAGGUUCCCAGAAACCACAUCCUUCAAGUACAAGAAGUGUGAGUCCUGCACCCCAGCAGGAGUCUGGGGGGUUGUUUGGCUUCAGUGCUUCUAAGCCAGCAGAGGAGUCGGUGACCGGGAAAAUGUUCGGAUUUGGUUCUUCCAUAUUCAGUUCUGCAUCGACGCUGAUGGCCUCCACGCCACUGGUCUCUCCUAAAAUGCAACCCGCCAAGGAGAACAAACUACCGGAGCAGGAGAAAAAACUCCACCCCGAGCAGACCAAGGUUCCGUCAGCAGGACAGGCCAAAGUCGCAGAGGCAGCACCCUGCGACGUCCUGCAGAAAGGCCAAUCUUUGUGUGCUAUCUGUAAAACCGUCCUCAAUGUGGGCUCCAAGGCCCCGCCCAACUACAGCAGUUGCACCGAGUGCAGAAGCACUGUGUGCAAUCAAUGUGGAUUUAACCCUCUGCCAAAUGUUAAAGAGGGGAAGGAGUGGCUUUGUCUAAACUGUCAGGUAAAAAGGGCUACUAAAGGAAUCGAACCCCCGAAAGACGCUCCAUUGGCUACUUCGCCGUUCAAAAGGACUCCGACAUCCCAAAAGACCUCUGCUCAAGGCUCUCCAAGGAGUGAUGUACCUUCUCCAGAGACCCGGACAUCCAAGGCUGAAGCUGUUAAAGCACAAGGCAGUCAACAACUGGCUUGCCCAGCCCCUGCCCAGAAAACACAGCAGGACAACAAAGCAGAUCUGCAGAAGAAAGUAGAGCAGUCAAAUUUAAUUGCGCAAAAACCGGGAAAUGCCACUGAAGUCCCGGGACAGCAUGAGACAGGAGGAUUCUUUGGUUUUGGAAGCCCUAAGAAGCAAACUGAUCCUGCAAAACCUGCAGAGUCAGUAACAGGGAAAAUGUUAGGAUUUGGUUCUUCUAUAUUCAGUUCUGCAUCCACUUUAAUGUCCUCUACAGUCCAAGAUGAAGCCAAACUGGCGGCAUCGCCAGCUUCUCCCAAGAUGACCGCUUCGAAGGACGCUCCAUCUGCAAAUAAAUCAGAUAAAAGCCAGCAGGGUCCAAAAGCAGACACCAUCUUGUCAGAGCCUACAAAGGGAGCAGUUGUUUCCAAAACUGGUCCUUCGUCCUGCCCUGUAUGUAAAUCAGCCUUCAACGUUGGCUCUAAAGAUCAACCCAACUACAACACAUGUACAGAGUGUAAAAAUGUUGUCUGCAAUCAAUGUGGAUUCAACCCCAUGCCAAAUGUGAAGGAGGUGAAGGAGUGGUUAUGCCUCAACUGUCAAAUGCAACGUGCCCUCGGAGUAGCCCAGCCUCCAGGAACCCCCAUUAUGAAAGCACAGGCCUCGCCAAACAAAGUUACUGCAUUUUCUAAUGUCCCCAAGAAAGAAACGAAAGACAUCCCAAAAACUGCUGAGUCUAAAGUCAAGGAAUUAUCUGCUGCUUCAGCACCUGAGAAGGACGUUGCAAAGAAGGACACUGUGAAACGACCAGAGAACCAACAAUCCCUCACUCCAACAUUAGAUUCGAAAGUUCCAUCUAAAGAUUUGAAAAAGGGUCCACAAAAGCUACCAGAUAACGCUGCUUUAAAUGCACAAGAAGACUCCCGUGGUCCAAAACUUGAACCUGGUACAGUGAAGCCAAUUGAAUCACUUGGUGGAAAAAUGUUUAGUUUUGGUUCCUCUAUCUUCAACUCUGCAUCCACGUUAAUACCCACAGCUGGCCAAGAUGAAUCCAAAAUGACACCUCCACUGUCCCCCAAGAUGCCUACCACCAAGGGCAACAAAUCACCCCUUGCUCAGGGAAAAGAACAAAAGAAACAAGAUCAAGCUCAACAAGCUAAAGCGCCAUCAGAUCAGUCAAAGGAAGCUGCAGUUUCCAAAGAUGGCAAAUCUACCUGUCCUCUGUGUAAGAUGGAACUUAAUUUAGGUUCCAAGGAUCCUCCGAACUUCAGAAAAUGCACAGACUGCAAAAACACCGUCUGUAACCAGUGUGGAUUUAAUCUGGUGCCCAAUCUGGCAAAGGAAAAUGAAUGGCUGUGCUUGAACUGUCAGAUGCAGAGAGCUCUGAAUGCAUCAGAACCCACGCAGCCUGCCAUGAAGCUGUCCAAUACAGUGAAAAAAACCCUUCCAUCUUCUGUACAUCAGAAGACAACUGUUACAAAUGAAGAUGAAACGAUCAAGAAGGAAUCAUUGAAAUCUGAUGUACCCGCAAAAGUGCAGACUGCAGCACCUGACAAGAAAAAGGAAAGUUCUGCACCAAGUACCCCGCAGAAGAGUCAUCCAUCAACUGGAGAACCAGAAACUAAGAUUUCUAUUGUACAAACACAGAACAAACAGGGUGCCCCAUUGUCUGAUCAGGAACCUCAAAGGAACUCAGAUCCCCAGAAACCACCUGAUCAGACUACUCAGUCAGGACUAAAACAGAGCAAAUUUACCUCGGAUGGCUUGAUUGGCUCUAAAUCUAGUUCUGAUGUUUCGAAGACAACAGACUCUAUCACCGGAAAGAUGUUUGGCUUUGGUUCUUCUAUUUUCAGCUCAGCAUCCACUCUUAUAUCAUCAGCCGUUCAGGAAGAAUCCCGCACUACACCGCCAAGCUCUCGUAAGAUGUCUGCACCAGGGCACGUCUCGCCAAGGAUGUCAGUUGGACCCAAAAUUUCCCCAAAAGAUACACCAAUAGUCUCUCCCAGCAAAGUGCAACCAAAAACCUCUGAAAAUCUCACUCGGGAUCUCAAGAAACAAGAAGAGGCCCAUCAGAUCAAACAAGGUCCAUCAAAGGCAGGCACAACUCCUCAGACCCAGUUUAAAGAAGGCCAUGUAAACUGUCCACUAUGCAAUAUCAAAUUAAACAUCGGCUCAAAGGAACCUCCAAAUUUCAACACCUGCACUGAGUGUAGUACCAAUGUGUGUGACAAAUGUGGAUUUAAUCCAAUGCCUAUUGGAGAGAAAAAUGAAUGGCUAUGUCUUACCUGUCAGAUGAAAAGAGCAGUUGGUGGUUCUGAGCAACUAGCUUCUCAAAAACAGGCUCAGACCGCCAGUAGUAAAGUCACUGCUGUGGUCAAGUCAAUGGAUACCGUUAAACCAGCUCCAACAUCUCAAACAAAGGCAAAUCCAAGCCAUGCAGUACCCCCAGAGGAAAAAUCACCUUCAGUUAUGUCUGGCAAACCGGAAGCUUCCACAACACUAGCAAAGUUGGGUGCCCCGGCACCUGAUGAUAAAACACAACAGAAAAAUGAGAGGAAGGUUCCUGAGAAAAAAUCAGAUCCGGCAAGCCAGAUCCCUCCUGGACACGGGCAGAGCAAUGCCACUGCAACAAAGCAGCAAGACUCUGUGGGAUUUUUUGGUUUGGGGGCUACAAAAUCUCAGCAGGAUACAGAGAAGGCUCCAGAUUCAGUGACUGGAAAGAUGUUUGGUUUUGGUUCUUCAAUAUUCAGCUCUGCAUCUACAUUAAUGACUUCUACUGCCCAGGAUCAGCGUAGUAAAAAACCCCCUGCUUCACCCAAAAAAACCCCUGCAAAGGAAAUUAAAUCUGAUAUUUCUCAGAAAUUAGAGCCGCCGAAGAAAGCGGAGUCAACGCAGCAGAACAAGACGCCUUCAUCGAGUCCAGCUAAAGGACAAACAAAGGUCACAAUUGAACCUCCAAAGGCUGCAGAAGCUACCAAAUAUGCUGUCAAACCGGGUUCUACCUGUCCACUCUGCAAGACUGAACUCAACACAGAUUCUAAAGACCAAGCCAACUACAAUAGCUGCACUGCAUGCAAAAUUAUCGUGUGUAACCAGUGUGGAUUUAACCCUAUGCCAAUUGGAGUGAAAAACGAAUGGCUAUGUCUAACAUGUCAAACCAAAAGAGCAGUGGAAGCAUCUGAGCAACAGACCUCUCAAAAGCAGGCUCAAACAUCAAAUAGUAAAGUUCCUGUAACAGUCAAGUCGACAGACGACUCCAAACCAGCUGUUACUGAAUCAAACACACAUCCAAGCAAUGCAGCAACCCCACAGGAAAAACUGUCAACAACUUUAGUUAGGUCAGCCAAACCAGAAGCCUCCACAACACCAGCAGAGUUGGGUACCCUGGCACCUGAUGAUACAACACAACACAAACAUGCGAAGAAAGAUCCAGUAAGCCAACCUGGACGCAGGCCAAGUAAUGCCAUUGCAACAAAGGUGCAAGUUACUGAAGGAUCUUCUGGUUUGGGUGCUACAAAAUCUCAGAAGGAUCUAGAGAAAUCCACAGACUCAGUGACUGGAAAGAUGUUUGGUUUUGGCUCUUCAAUAUUCAGCUCGGCAUCUACAUUAAUAACAUCUGCUGUUCAGGAUCAACCUAAAACCGAUACACCAGCUUCUCUCAAAAAGUCCCCUGCAAAGGAACAAACACCACCAUCGGGUCCAGCAAAAGGGGAACAUAAGGUCACAUCAGAACCUCUUAAGGCUGCAAAAGCUACCAAACCAGCUGUCAUGCUAGAAUCUACAUGUCCACUCUGUAAGGUUGAACUCAACAUGGGUUCCAAAGACAAAGCCAAUUACAAUACCUGUACUGAAUGCAAAAGUAUUGUGUGUAACCAGUGUGGAUUUAACCCCAUGCCUAUUGGAGAGAAAAACGGAUGGCUAUGUUUAACCUGUCAGACAAAAAGAGCAGUGGAAGCAUCUGAGCAACCAGCCUCUCAAAAGCAAACUCAAACAUCAAGUAGCAAAGUUCUUGAUGCAGACAAGUCGACAAACUACUCCAAACCAGCUUCAGCAACUCAAGUAAACGCACAUCAAAGCAAUGCAAUAACCCCACAGGAAAAACUGUCCACAACUUUAGUACGAUCAGACAAAUCAGAAGCUUCCAUAACACCAGAGGAGUUGGCUAGACUCGCACCUGAUGAUACAGCACAACAACAAAAUGAGAGAAAAAAUCCUGAAAAACAAUCAGAUCCGGUAAUCCAACCUGGUCGUAGGCCGAGUAAUGCCACUGCGACAAAGAUGCAAGACACUGGAGGAUUUUUUGGUUUGGGUGCUACAAAAUCUCAGAAGGAUGCAGAGAAGUCUUCAGAUUCAGUGACUGGAAAAAUGUUUGGUUUUGGUUCUUCAAUGUUCAGCUCUGCAUCUACAUUAAUAACAUCUGCUGUUCAGGACCAACCUAAGACCGAUACACAAGCUUCUCCCAAAAAAUCCCCUGCAAAGGACAUUAAAUCUGAUGUUCCUAAAAAGCUGGAGCCAGCUCCUUCAUCGGGUGAAGCUAAAGGGGAAAACAAGGUCACAUUGGAACUUCUUAAGGUUGCAGAAGCUACCAAAACAGUGGUCAAACCAGGUUCUACCUGUCCACUCUGUAAGGUUGAACUCAACAUGGGUUCCAAAGACCAAGCCAAUUACAACACCUGUACUGAAUGCACAAGUACUGUGUGUAACCAGUGUGGAUUUAACCCCAUGCCUAUUGGAGAGAAACAUGAAUGGCUAUGUCUAACCUGUCAGACAAAAAGAGCAGUGGAAGCAUCUGAGCAACCAGCCCCUCAAAAGCUGACUCAAGAGACAAACAGCAAAGUUUCUGUUGCAGUCAAGUCGAAGGACAAUUCCAAACCAUCUCCAACAACUCAAGCAAACACACAUCCAAGCAAUGCAGUACUCCCACAGUCUUCAACUUUAAUUAGGUCGGGCAAACCAGAAGCUUCCGUCGCACCAGAAAAGUUAACUAGCCUGGCACAUGAUAAUAAAACACCACAGACGAGUGAGAAGAAAGUUCCUGAAAAACAACCAGAUCCGAUAAGCCAACCAGAACGUAGGCCAAGCAAUGCCACUGCAGCAAAGCAGCAAGAUACAGCAGGAUUUUUUGGCAUGGGUGUUACAAAAUCUCAGAAGGAGGCAGAGAAGUCCGCAGAUUCAGUAACUGGAAAGAUGUUUGGUUUCGGUUCUUCAAUCUUCAGCUCUGCAUCUACAUUAAUAACAUCUGCUGUUCAGGAUCAACCUAAGACCGAUACACCAGCUUCUCCCAAAAAGUCCCCUGCAAAGGAACAAACACCUCCAUGUGGUCCAGGAAAAGGGGAUCAAGAGGCCACAUCAGAACUUCCAAAGGCUUUAGAACCUGCCAAAUCAGCUGUCAAACCAGGUUGUACCUGUCCACUCUGCAAGGUUGAACUCAACAUUGGUUCAAAACACCAAGCCAAUUACAAUACCUGUACUGAAUGCAAAAGCACUGUGUGUAACCAGUGUGGAUUUAGCCCCAUGCCUAUUGGAGAGAAAAACGAAUGGCUGUGCCUUACAUGUCAGACCAAAAGAGCAGUUGAAUCAUCUGUGCAUCUCGAUUCUCAAAAACAGGCCCUGACAUCAAAUAUUAAAGUUCCUGUUGCAGUCAAGUCAAUGGAUACGCCCAAACCAGUUACAACAUCGCAAACAAAGGGGAUUCCAAGCAAUGCGCAACUCUCGCAGGAAAAACCUUCUUCAACCUCAGUUGAGUUGGCAAAACCUGAAACUUCAACAACAUCAUUGAAAUCUGCUAGCCCAGAACCGGAUUAUAAAACAACAGAGAAAAAUGUAAACAAAGUAUCUGAGAAACCCCCAGAUCCGGAAAGCCAAGCUGGACGUAGGCCGAGUAAUGCUACUGCAGCAAAGCAGCCGGAGAGCGGCGGGUUUUUGGGAUUUAGCCCUACAAAAUCCCAGCAGAAUUAUAAUAAUUCAGUGACUGGAAAGAUGUUUGGUUUUGGUUCUUCAAUAUUCAGUUCAGCAUCUACAUUGAUAACAUCUGCUGCUCAGAAUCAACCUAAGACAACACCUCCAGCUUCUCCCAAAAAGUCCCCAGCAAAGGAAAUGAAAUCUGAUGUUCAUCAGAAGCUGGAGCCAACACAGCAGAGGAAGACACCUCAAUCGGGUCCAGUUAAAAAGGAUAAUAAGGUCACAUCAAAAUCUCUGGCUGCAGAAGUUACAAAAUCAGCGGUCAAACCAGGUUCUAACUGUCCACUCUGUAAGGUUGAACUCAACAUAGGUUCGAAAGACCAAGCCAACUACGACACCUGCACUGAAUGCAAAAACACUGUGUGUAAUCAGUGUGGAUUUAACCCCAUGCCACAUGAAACAAAGGUGAAGCGGUGGCUGUGUCUCACCUGCCAGAUGCAACAAGCUCUUGGUGCGAGCCAUCCUUCAGGAGCUCUUUCUAACGACUACAGCGUUUCUGAAAAAGAUGUCACCAGUAGAGCUGAACCUGAAAAGAAAGUGGCUUCAAUGCCAAUAUCACCUAAGAAAGAGCCAGCAACAGCUCAGUCUGACAGUAAUCGUGCUCUUACUAAAAAUAUACCACAAGACUCCCAAAAAACAUCUGGCCCAAGCUCAUCACCAGGACCUACGAGGCAAGCUGAACGCAAACAGAGUAUUGCCGCUUUGGCACCCCAGCAAGAAUCAGGAGGUUUCUUCGGCAGUAAAGCCCAACCUGAAGCUUCCAAACCAGCAGAAUCAGCGACCAGGAAAAUGUUUGGCUUUGGAUCUUCUAUUUUCAACAGUGCAUCCACUUUGAUUACUUCGGCGGUCCAGGACCAGCCCAAAACAACCCCAUCGGUGUCUCCUAAGAUGUCCCCAGCAAUCCACAAAAAAGAGAUAAAAUCAGAACCAACUCAGCAGGGUCUACCAGAAGAGAACAAAAUCAACCCAAAUCUACUUAAAAAAGUUUCCCACGCCACGUGUCCUCUUUGUAAGGUUGACCUCAACAUUGGAUCCGAACAGCUACCUAAUUAUGACAAAUGCACUAACUGCAAGAGUACGGUUUGCAAGCAGUGUGGAUUCAACCCUAUGCCAAAUGUAUCAGAGGAGUGGCUGUGUCUGACGUGCCAGAUGCAAAGAACUCUCUCAGCAGCAGAAGCAGCACAACCUCCAUCUGUGAAGCCUCAGUCAUCGCCCAACAAAGUGACUACACCCGCUGCUGUCACGGCCAAACAAAAUAAAGAUAUGAUACCAACACAAAAAAGAGAAGUGCUGGACAAAGAACAGAAGGACAAAACAUUACCAGAUAAACUAGAAAAUAAGGAAAUCCCAACAGCUGAUAUCAAACCUGGUUCACUACCUCCCAAUCGAGUUUUAAUCUCCACAGCAGUUCCAGUUGAAGAAAGAACACCUGCGAACGCUGAUAAACCUUUGGUUGAGCAAGCGCCUCCUGUCAGCACAGAUGUUCAAUCUCCACCGAAGGAGGAGGAUCAAACUUUAACACGCUCACCUGAAACAACAGACACAUCGGAAAAGAAAGCAGAGGGAAUGGAAGGCAUUACAAAAUCAGAGGAUGAAGUAGUCAUGACGGCUGAUAUAGAGCAGCCAUCCAAGUCCACAAGUAAAGAGCCAAACCUUGCUGCCAAAACGCCUCCUUCUAUGUCAAAGCCAACUAAAGACACAGGAAGUUUGGUUAGCAUUAAUGCUACAAAACCUCAGCAAGGGGUCUCCAAAACAGCUGAAGCCGUGACAGGGAAGAUGAUGGGAUUUGGUUCAACACUCUUCAGCUCAGCAUCUUCUUUAAUAACAUCCGCUGUCGGUGAAGAACCACGAACCACACCACCAAGUUCUCGUAAAAUGUCUGCGCCGGCACAGAGUUAUGAUAAAACGGCGGCUCCUCAAAUCCCGCCUGUCAAGUCAAGUCCGGCUCUAUCUCAAAUAAAAUCCACCACAAAAGAAGUGAAGUCUGACAAUGUUCGGAAACAAUCAAUGGAGAAGAUGGCGGACCAAGUCAAUGCUUCUCUACCAGGAACGAAGCAUGUGGACCAAGGUCCGUCAGAAGCUUCAAGAGUAAAGGCUCCACAAACUGCUCCCAAAGAGAUUGAGCUCAAUUGUCCCCUUUGUAAGGUUGAAUUCAACGUAGACGGAAAAGAUCAAGCAAAUUACAACACCUGCACCGGAUGUAAAACAGCAGUCUGCAACAAAUGUGGAUUUAGUCCCAUGCCGAAUAAAGCACAGGGGAAAGAAUGGCUGUGUCUCAACUGUCAGAUGCAGAGAGCACUUGGCGCCUCUGAACCUCUUGGGCUUCCCUUGAUAAAAUCUCAAUCUUCACCAAGUAAAGACAUGCCUCCCUCCACAACGAAGGGAGAGGCAGCUAUACAAACUCCUCAGGAGGACACUAAAACGGCCAAACCUGACGAGACAGUCGGUAUCGUCACUGCCAAAGAAAGCAAAUCCCCAGCAAUUGGGGAAUCAACUUUGAAAGCAACAGCGGCAGUUGCCUCAUUGCCUGAAAAAAGUGUUCGUCCUGAAAUCAUGAAGACUGUGGUUGCAUCUGCUUCACCUGGAAUUACCCCUAAAGGACAACCUGGAAUACCGCAGAAACAGCCUCCAGAAAAGAUAGUUCCCCCAACGGCACCAGAAGUAGGUAAAAUCCUCCCCCAACAGCCUACAAAAGCUGGGGGAUCUCCAGCCAAAUCAAUUCUGCCAACAGCUCCACCUGUAAAACAGGAAUCAGUAGGCUUCUUUGGUUUUGGUGGUCCUAAAACGCAACCUGUUAAGCCUGCGGAAUCAGUACCUGGCAAGAUGUUUGGCUUUGGGUCAUCUUUUUUUAAUUCAGCUUCCAAUUUGAUAACCUCAGCUGUACAAGAUGAAACGAAAAAGACAACUCCAACAACGCCAAGUAAAAUUACUUUGCAGGCCUCUCCUAAAACAACGCCGCCUGUUUCUCCUAAAACAGUACCUGCAAAGGACAUCAAACCACCUGCAGUCCAGAAAACUAAUGAAACACAGGUAAAAACUACUUUUUCGGCAACACAAAUGGAUAAAGGUCCAUCCGUUUCCCCCAAAGCACCACCAGCACCUCCAAAACCAGCUCAGUUAACCUGCCCACUCUGUAAGAUGCUAUUCAAGAUGGAUUCUAAAGAUGCUCCCAAGUUCAACACCUGCACAGAAUGCAAAACAACUGUCUGCAAUCAGUGCGGAUUCAAUCCAUUGCCUUCGGUCUCAGAGGUAAAUGAAUGGCUAUGUCUGAACUGUCAGAUGCAGAGGGCUCUUGGCACAUCUGAGACUACUGGACCGUCUGCAGUGAAACCUCAGGCCUCACCUACAAGGACUGGUCCUUUUCCUUCUGAACAUAAUAAUGAAGAAGUCCAGCCAAAGAAGUCUACAUCAGUCAGAGAAGAAGGUUCUGAAUGCCUGGAUGAGGACUCACGGACACUCACAAUUAAUAAGCCUGGUUUAUUGCGAGAUGCGGCUCCAAGGACGGACUUUCCUUCAGUUGGUGAUCAAGCAAAGGCCCAAGAUGUGACCAAGCAGCCUCCCACUGAAAACACCCCAUCCAAGGAACACACUUCUCAAACUCCUAAAACAGAAGCCAAGGCUGGUGUUGCGAAACCGACAGAUGGGAGACCCUCUCAGCAGCUUUCCAAAUCUCCUGUCAAAUCUACACCAGCAGCAGCUGCUGCGAAACAGGAGUCUGGCAGGUUCUUUGGAUUCGGUGCGCCAAAAAUGCAACCACAGGCUGCUGAGACUGUCACCGGUAAAAUGUUUGGAUUUAGUUCAUCCAUUUUUAGCUCUGCAUCUACCUUGAUAACAUCUGCUGUCCAAGAUGAGCCCAAAACCACUCCUCCGGCCCCUGCUAAAGAAAACAAAGUUCCUGUUGCGCAAACACAACAACUGACCAAACCUGCCCCCUUGGGUCAGGUUAAAGACCCAAAGACUUCACUCCCAGCGGCAAAAGUCACAGAAGGCACCAACGUGGCUAUUCCCAAAGCGGAUUCAAAGUCCACCUGUCCACUCUGUAAGGUGGAACUCGAUAUGGCCUCCAAGGAACCACCCAAUUACAACACAUGCACUGGAUGCAAGAGUGUCGUCUGUAGUCUCUGUGGAUUUAAUCCCACACCUCAAACUGGAGGGAAGGAAUGGCUGUGUCUAAACUGCCACACACAAAAGGCUUUGGCCGGACAUCUAGAAGACUCAGGAAAUGUCCCUUUGCCUUCUCCAGUAUCAGCUCUGCCAGAAACAUCACACAUAAUCACAACCAAAAAAUUGGACUCAAAUUCUGCACCUGCAAAGGCUGAGCCGGCAGCUGAAGUUACAAAACAAGCAACAGAAACAACAAUACCAACAACAAAGACAUGCAUCAUAACAGAAAACCCAACUGCAACAUCUUUCACAAAAGUGGAAAUUGAACCAAAAACAGUGGAGGUGUCAACUGUCAAAGAAAAACAGCAAUUAUUUGAAUUCACAACAGAACCAAUUAAACCACUGGUGGCUCCUCAACGUAAAUUGUCCACAACAGAUGUAGGAGAGGAAAUAACAAAUUUAGAGAAGAAGGAACAGAGUGUGGAAGAAAUUCCCAAAGCCGUUGAGAAAACUGACCCCUCAGAAGCCACAUUUGAGUUGUCUACCGUUGGAAUUGCUCCUGAAGAAAAAACGAGGCAACCUCCAACAAAAAAGGUUGAAGUCAAGACAACAAAUCUUGAAGACCAGAUCAAACUGAGCAAGCCUGAACCAUCUGCUAAGAAGGCUGAAGUUCAGGUACAGUCACAUGAGCCACUUACUGGGAGUAAUCAAGUAGUUGAACAAAUAGCUGAUGCCAUUCUUCCCCCAGAGCCACAACCAGAAUCUACAAAGGAGCCAGAUACAAUGACAAAUGAAACAUAUUUCCUUGCUGGUGGAACAGUUGAAUUGGAGCACAUAGUUGUAUCCGAGACAGCUGCUAAAGCGAGAUUGGAGGUAGAAAAUGAUGCUCAACCUCAGAUUUUACCCUUUUCAGAUAAACCAAAAGAGGAUCAGGUGGUAUGCAGCAGAAUUAAAGAUAAUGUAGAAGAAGGACAAACACUGCAAAUAAAGGAGACGGUUGAAAGUGGAAAAAAGCGCCUUAGUUUCCAAGCAAUGGAAGAGAGCAGUGGGAGUGACUUCACGCUUUCACCGUCACCAGAGGUUCAGAGGAGGAGGCUCAAAGUGACUGAUGUGACAUCUAUCAGUGAGGACAUCAAAACUGAAAGUGCCGACUCGUCAAUAGAAGAUGAAGACUUUAUCCGCAGUCAGAUAAUGGGUAUGGGCGAUGAAGAGGAAAUGUCUCUAUCUGAGGAUGAGAAAGAAAAAACAUUGUCCAAUGAGGAAGUCGUUAAGAAGGCUGUGCUUGAUAAUUCCUCAAUGAAAUUGAAAUCACUCUCUCGUGAAGGAAGUACAGAUAAUGAAGGAACCCUCGCAUGGAGAAAGUCCCCUCUCAUGACUAGUGCUGGAGCUUCUGAAGCAUUUCCAAGUACGACUUUUAAGAAAGCUGUUCCAGUCAUCAAACAAAGACAAAGCACUGAUGAAGAGGUAGAGAGUAUCACCGAAUCCCUUUCAAAGGGUUCGUCCAGUCUUCAAGCAUCUAGCUUUACUCCAGGGUCAUCACCGACAUCUGCAUCGUCCCUGGAGGAGGACAGUGAUAGCAGUCCAAGUCACAAAAUAAUUAGUGGGGACAGACAGUAUCGCAAAGGUAAACACAGACAAGCAACCCAGCCACUACCCACAAUUGAAGACUCCUCUGAGGACGAGAAAUCUCGGAAAGAAAAGAAUGAACUAAGUGUACAAGAGCUCUUCUCUCCCAGUGAAAGUGCUUCCUCAGUAGAGGAUAUGAGACAAGUCACUGGAAAGGAUGACAUUAGUAAAACAUCUGGCUCUGAGUACUGGGCCAGUGUUGAAUCAGAACCAGAAGCAAGCCAAGCCAUACAGAGAGGGCGCAAACCUUCUCCAACAGUGAUACCGUUUACCCCAGUCGAAGAAAAGGAGCCUGUUUCAACUAUAUUAAAGAGUGCAGAAGAAGCAUAUGAGCAAAUUAUCCAGAAGGCCAAAGCAAUUCCAGGCGAUAGUCCUCCUGAUGUUGAGCCACUUUAUGGAGGAAUGUCAAUAGAGGACUAUCUCUAUGAAUCCUUGGUUGAGGAGCCAGAGAUUUUAAUGUGUGAUUAUGCAAACACUGAACCGAAAGAGGACUACAGUCCCGAACCUUUAAAGAAACUCAGGUCUCCGGAGGAGGUUUAUGAAGAGAUGAUGGAAAAGAAGAGGGAAUUGAUGAUGAUAGAGCAAGAGUUUCAACAGGCCCAGAAUGCCAUGGAAUCUAUACCAACUUCACAUGCUGAGACCUGUGUUGUAGUCAUACCCACAGAAGCGAUAUCCCACAUUGAAGAAAGUCAGCCUCCUAUUGGGUUUGACAAUUCUAGUGAGCUGCAAGUCAAAAAAGAAAACGACCAGCCCCACCACGCCCUUCAGAACCCCCAAAGAGGCCUGAGUGUUCAUCAGGCGAAGAAGAGGAUGACAGUCUUGCAGAAGAGUAUGGUGUCGUCAAGGCUCAGCAAUAACAACAACCCUGGCCCAGGCCAAACCAAAUGUGGUAAACAAAGUCCCUGUUCAACCAGCUGUGAUUCCUGUAUCUAUUCCAUCAACUACUAUAGUCAAAAAGAGAGUCCCACCGCCCCCUCCCCGAGAUCUACUUCAGUUUCAUUACCCGAGCUUGGCAAGGAGCAUCUACCUACAAGCGAGGCUCAGUAUGUCUCCACAACUAUGGCGACCACCAUCCCUACAGGAACCCCGGUUGUUGUCCAGGCAAUGCAGUCCGUAGUUGUUGAUAUACAGCCAAGAAUGGAGGAGAUGAAACCAGAUGAUGUUGCUGUACCUCAAGUUGUGACCCCAACAAGACAAGGGCAUGUGGUCAUCAUUGUGCCAAGUAUGGAAAACUUGUCUCGUCUUAGCCACACUCCACAAAGUAGCACUAUCUCUUCAACCGUGUCUCAGGAACCAAGUAUACAGCCCGUUAUUACCAGUAUCAGCCCAUCUAAGACAGCUGUGUCAGAUACGUCCAAUGCAGGUACAGCAAUCCCUUCCACUACAGUGGCAGUAGUGCCACUAGUUUCAAUUCCAUCAGUUAGACAUACACCACGUCCUUCCACUUUACCGAAGCCUACUAUAUAUCCAAAACCACCAAUUCCCACUGCAAUGGAGCAGUUUUCUGUAACAAUAACUGGCUCUAGUCCUUCGCCUAAGGCCCCUCCACCAAUACCACCUAAGCCUGUAAUUAUUCCAGCUGGACUGGUUUUCAGUCACAAACCAGGAGAAAGUGUCAAACCACCGUACGUUACACAAAAAGCUGCAACACUGCCUCGGACCAAAGAACCUCCAAAUGCCCUUUCGCUUACCCUGACGAGACCUGUGGAGAGUAAGUCAGGGGCAACAUCUCCCAAGUCACCUCUAUCUCCAAGACAUGGCAAAUGUUUGAAAACAUAUGUGGUGAUAACGCUUCCAUCUGAGCCUGGCUCACCAACAGAAGUAAUAACAGUCCAGGCACCAAUAAGACGAGGCUCCAUUCCAUCUACAAAAGGACCAGAAGUACGAACAACGCCUUUAGAGCAGAAAUCCCUCGGUGAAACAUUUUCAGCACAGGCCACAGUUCGGAGAGCUUCCGUCCCCAUUGUUAGGCAUCCACCCCCUAUACCCUUAGCAUCAACUUCUCCAAUAAAACAAGUGACAGUGUUUUCUGAAGAGCAGGCUGGUAGAGAUUCCGAUCAGGAAACAAUAAUUCAGGUUCAUAAUGUACCGGAUACAAUAAAGAAGCCAUACAUACCUGUCAUACUGAAGCAGCAACACACAGUCUAUCAGCCCUUGCCACCAUCUACACAUAUGCAACAACACACAACGAAGACCUCAGAAAUAAUGAGUGAAGUCACUGCAGGACCACAUCCUGAAACAUCAGUCACUCGACAUCCAAAAAUUGUCUCACAGGGUGUGGAACUUCCACAAGAGAUUUCAGCUGAAGAACAAGUCUCAGCCGAAAUUCAAACACUGCCAAGUCAACCCUUGACACAACAUGUUGUUAUUCCACUAGAGCCUGGGGUACCUUCUGAUUUACAAAUACCCCAAGAAUGUACAGUUAUUAUGUACUCAACUGAAAUAGAAAAACAACCAGAAAAGGCAGGUGGAACCAUCUUCACUGAUACAGUUCCAAGCUCAACUAUGGCAGUGAGUCAGCAGCAACCGACGGGACUUACACAAAUGGCUGACUCACAUUUGACAUUUACUAGUGAAUUCCAGUCAGUUCAACAAUCUAUGCAGCAAAUACCUGCACAGCAUCCAUACUCUGCAGGUGAAGUGAGGGCACUUGUAGCAGAGAGAGACUCACAAUAUGAUUAUGUUGUUACAAUACCAGAUGUACAAACAUCGACUCAUGUUUAUCACAACAUUGCCACAGCCCCCACACGCAUGACUCAGUUAACAAUGGAGACGAUAGCUCCAAAUGCUGAAGACAUUUUCUCACCUGUAAUAACGGAGGUGCAACAUCGAACACCACAAACAGAGGAGCCUUCUAUCACUUAUAUGCCUGAUGUCUAUGGAACUAUUCCAUCAACCACCAUGCCAUGUUUAACUCCUCCCCUUCAAGUUAUUUCAUUACAGCCGGAGCCUACACCGACUAUAACAAAGGGGGCUCCUGCCAGACAAGAACCAAUGUCAUCAUUGAUACAGCCUCAGGUAGUUGCUUCAUUGCCCUAUAAGGUUAUUCCAGCCGAACAACCUUCAAGGGAAAGGCGAACAUCUAUAUCAUCCAUAGGAAAUCAACCAUACAGCACAGGUGAAAUAUUUACCUUUCCUACGGAUUAUGAAAUGCCUGGCCAGGAUGUCAGGAAUGAAGACGUUGCUGCUGCUACAAGAAGGCAAUCUUUAACCAUACAACAACCAUUGGUAAUAAACAUGCCAGCUGAAAAAGACAUCCCUGUCAAUGUGUAUGAUACCUAUAGACAAAGUUCAUAUCCUUCAAUCGAACAACCACAGUUAAUAACAUAUUCAUCAGAAUAUGAUCCUCCCUUUGAAAUAAUAACUACUGAGGCAUACAGAAGGAGAACCUCAAUACCCGCUGUACAGGACAUACCAACUGGGGCAUCGGUUGCUCCAGUCACCAUCACCAAAAUUCAACAAGAGUCGAUUGAAAGCCAAGAGAUCCGGGGACGAGAGAAAGUUGUCUCGAGUAUGAGUCACAAGUACUCUUCAGUUUCUACUACAGGCCAGCCUGCUGAAAUAUUGCCAAGCUUAGUGACUCAGGUAGUCACCACUGAGGUCCAGAGGACUACCGUGUCUGUCGUCCAUGAAAGACUUCCACAGCAUACUCCACCCAUAAAACCUGAUGAAAGUGAAUACCAAGCUCAACCUAAACUAAAUGGUAGGAUAAUAUAUCCUGGGGAUGGGUUGGAUCUACGGACCAUGAAGGCUGGCAUGAAAAUGACUAACCAAGGCAUGGACCUGACUCCGACUGAGUUGUUUAGACAGUCAUCCAAUGACAAUGCUCGUCAAAUUACGGCAGUACAACCUGAAAUUGUAAAUCUUAGCGCUGAUGUUAUCGUGACUACACUGUCUGUGGUAACUGAUAGCAUCACAAUAGUCACAUGCACAGCCACCAUUGCUUCAUAUAGCAACCCUCCAGCAGAGAAACCUCUUGACUUGCAAGGGCCUGUUACAUCAUUGCCACUUCCUCUCACCACAUACAAAGCAUUUGAGCCACUGGCGCAGAUUGUCUACAAACCUGUAAGCACUCUGCCUGUAGCCACAGCUGUAGCAUCUACAGAGCAAGACAUACCAAUUAACCUUUCCUUUGGAUCAUUGGCCAGAGGAGGCACACCCAUGACUUCUGCACUCGACAUUAGGAGUGAGGCCUCUGUCCUGUCUUUGGAAGCAACAGGGGCCGUGGAUCUGUCCAAUUACAAGCCAGUGAGAGCGAUGGUAGCUUUAUCUGGAAAAAGUCCAGAAGUAAUAACCACUGUUGUCGAGGAUGAUGGGAUACCAGUUGAUCUUACUGCUGGUAGAAGGAGUGUAUGCUGUGAUGUAUUAUACAAAUUACCAUUCACCGGGAGCUGCAGAACACAACCCCCUGUCACAACUCAGCCUGACAACCAUUUAGACUUCAAAGAUGAUCAGCAUAAUAGUGCUGGACAGUAUGGUAUUAAAGGGAUCAAUGGUGAAAAGGCAUCAAUAUCGAAGGCCAGCCUCAGAGAAGUAGGACUCUUUCCCUAUGAUCCCAAUAAGGACUAUGACUACCUCAAUGGAUCUGGAGAUGGAGCUAUAGACCUCACUGCCACCAAACUCCCUGCUGGUAAAGCUCUUGACUACACGAGUAAAGCUCCCACAACAUUCCCUGGGAUGACUGCCUCUCCAUCUUCUCAGGAUGCUCUUGCUGGUUUUGGUGUAAAUAGUGCCCUAAAAACUUCAGAUGGAAUAGUUUACUCCUCUGUUGCUGCCCCAGUUCCAUCAACAUAUGCAAUUACCACACAACCUGGCUCCAUUUUUAGCACUACCUUAGUCCCUGCAUCAACAAUCAAGAAUCAAUCUGUGCCCCAACAAUAUGAUUUUGUACCUAACACAAACCAGGGGCAAGUCAUUCCUUAUGACACAGGUCUACCAAAAGAAAUUCUACCAACAGCAUUGUUUGACAUCAUAACAGGCUUUCCCGAAAUGUAUUCAGAUACCACCCUGGAAGCAUUAGCUGCUUCUCUGGAUGCAUUAGCUUUGUCUCCAAUAUUCCCUGGCUUAGACAGUACCAAAAUGGCACAAUAUCAGAUGGAGAGGGAGUUUCUAGAGCUGGAAAAGCUUAAACAGUUGUGUCUUGCAGAGGAGUUACAGUGGGAGAGACAAGAGAUUCAGCGUUAUCGUGAACAAGAACAGAUAAUGGUGCAACAAGAGCUGGAAGAGCUCCAAUCUCUAAAACAACAGCUUCUGCUGCAACAAGAGGAAGAACACCAUGCUCAUAUAAUAGCCCAACAGGAAACGUAUGCCCAGCAGAAAGAGCAGUUGCAGCAAAUUCAGCAACUUCAGCUUCAACUACAGCGGCAGUUAGAUGAACACUACGGUAACACAGGUUCUACGACAAACCUCCUUGAGGCUAAAUAUGCAGGAGUUGGAGACAGUGGACAGUACUGGCCUGUCAAAGAUGAAUCUAAAGGUCCAUUUGUUAGUACACAGUUACAAGAACGUCAGGAAGACCAGCGUAACAUAACAAAAAAGAUUCAACAUGGUCAGGACACAGGCAAAAAGAUAAUUGACAGUGGAGUGCAGACUGAUGAUGAAGACUCAACCGAAAAGCAGCACACCGGAAGAAGGAAGAAAAAUAAGAGAAACAUUGAUAGCUCGGCUCAAUCUGACGAUGAGGACCAAGAUGAAUGGGAUGCUCCCACAAAAGCUCGCAGACGGUCUCGCAAGCACAGCAGUGAAGGGAAACAUAGUUCUAAGGUCUCUAGCAUUGCAAUCCAGACAGUCGCUGAGAUAUCUGUUCAGACGGACCACUCUGGAACCAUCAAACGACCCAACGUCCAGAUGGACACAAAGGUGGAAAUAAUCAAACACAUCUCAGCUCCUGAAAAUUCUCAGCGAGGUGGUAGUCUGAGCUGUCAGACAGAUUCAGAUAGAAAACCCGCACCCAAUGAAAUGGGCUACGGGACUCACAUACCGACUGAUGCUUCGGCUAGAUCUAGAGGUUUCUAUACCUCAGUGUCCCCCUUAUCGCCUGAUAAAUCACUUGGUGGGCAGAGAAUGCUGACAGCGGACCCGACAAGGUUUUACUCAGGCCCUCGAUUGAAGCCCGGCCAGAAGUGUAUGUCUGAUCCUAAAUCUCUGAGCCCCACAACAGAAAACAGGAUGAGUGGAUACUACGCAGAGAGUUAUUCCGGGCGAGGCUGUCCCUCUGGAACAGGCAAGAAAGUCAAGCGUACGCUACCAGAUCCACCUCCUGAGGAUGACUCGUUAAUGGGACGGUCAGGCUACAGCACCAACUCUGCACGUCGUCGUCUUGCCCGCAGUACUACAAUGGCUCGAGCGAAGAUCCUGCAGGAUAUUGACAAAGAGCUUGAUCUGGUAGAGAGGGAAUCUUCAAAACUACGCAAGAAACAGGCUGAACUUGACGAGGAGGAAAAGGAAAUUGACGCCAAACUACGGUACCUGGAGAUGGGUAUCAAUCGCCGAAAGGAUGCCUUAUUGAAAGAGCGAGAGAAGAGAGAGAGGGCCUAUCUCCAGGGGGUGGCAGAAGAAAGAGAUUACAUGUCAGACAGCGAGGUUAGCAACAUUAGAGAUGACCGUAGUGAUCGCCUGGAGAGGCCGCGGACAGCGCCCCAAUCUGAGUUUGAUCAAUUCAUUCCCCCACAGACUGAAGCGGAUUCCCAGUACAAUACGCUAACAAGCCCCUACUCCCAUUACGGCCAGUAUGUUCCCCAGACUCAGACCACCAGCCAUUACAGUCAACAUAAUCUAUAUGAGCAGCAGUCUGUUUACCACCAACAGGUGUCACCUUACUCAACCUUAUCACUUUCGCGUGGUCAGGAUCAGCCUAGCAGCUACCAACACGCUCUGCUCUUGCAACAAGGAAAGCAGCGUCAAAACAACCUGUCGGAUUUAGAGCCUAAAAUCUCCAGUAACUAUGAGGUCAUACGUAACCAACCUUUAAUCAUAGUGCCGACCUCCUCAGAGAGUGGCUAUGGGGUGGCUCAUCUUGGAGGCAAGUAUGGCAGCUUGGACUUGAGGCUUGGGCUGGAGGAAAGAAGCAUGGCCUCUAGUCCCAUGUCAAGCAUAUCUGCAGAUUCCUUCUAUGCUGACAUUGACCACCAUAAUGUCAGAAACUAUGUGCUGAUUGAAGACAUUGGGGAACUCACCAAAGCCUCCACAGGGUUGGGUACCACUAGCUUGGGUUCAGGAUUUACAAUCCCUGAUAAAGAGUUGUCCAAGGCAGACAGACUACUUAGGGCAGCAGAAGUCCGACGCACAGAGGUAGCAGAUUUUUUAGGACCGUCACAACUUCAAGGUUAUGGUAAAGGAGAAGAUGACACUAUGGAGGAACCUUAUGAGUUAAAACUACUGAAGCAACAGAUCAAGCAGGAGUUCAGGCGAGGAACUGAGGGAUUAGAGCAUUUGGGCCUUCCCCAGUAUCUUCCCAGUGACAGCAACUUUCGCCACUUUCCAAAAAGUGAAAAGUAUAGCAUUGGAAGGCUCACUCUGGAAAAACAGGCUGCAAAACAGCUCCCGGCUGCUGUGCUUUACCAGAAACAGAUGAAGAACAAAAAGGCUUUGAUUGACCCAAAAGCCAUCACUAAAUUCUCCCCAAUUCAGGAGAGCAGGGAUUUGGAACCAGACUUUGGUAGCUACAUCGGAUCUGGAGCUUCUUCUGUGACCAAUCUGGCUGCUAGAGCAAGAUUGCUUCAGGAUGAGAUCACAUUUGGCCUCCGAAAGAACUUAUCAGAGCAACAGAAAUACUUGGGCUCCUCCCUGGGGGCUAAUCUUGCUGGUUCUCAUGGGCAGUCUCUUGGAAUUGGGUCCACUAUUAGGGCCACUGUCCAGGAUGACGGCACCUAUCCAAGCGGCAGCCGCUCCAGACCUUCAUCUCGUCCAUCUUCCCGGCCCUCCUCUGUCUAUGGCUUGGAUCUAUCGAUCAAACGGGAUCUUUCCAGCUCCUCACUCAGACUCAAAACAGAGGGGGAUGUGUUGGACGCAGCGUUUGCCCCCGGUGUGGCCAGAGCAAAGCCCACCAGUUUGCCUAUCAGCCAAAGUCGGGGCCGUAUCCCCAUAGUGGCUCAAAACUCCGAAGAGGAGAGCCCUCUGAGCCCUGUGGGGCAGCCUAUGGGCAUGGCCAGGGCUUCAGCGGGACCACUUCCUCCAAUCUCUGCCGACUCCAGGGACCAAUUUGGAUCUAGCCAUUCUCUGCCGGAGGUUCAGCAACAUAUGAAGGAAGAAUCUCGGACUCGUGGCUACGAUCGAGAUAUCGCAUUCAUCAUGGAUGACUUGCAAGGUGCCAUGUCGGACAGUGAAGGACUCAGUGAGUCCGUGCUGGUGUUGAACAGAGACGAAGCCAGAAUCUUUCAUGAAAGUAUGAAACACGCUGGAGGCCCAAACUGGAAUAUAGAAGCCUACCACUUACGAAGAGAGGACACUGACUGGUUCGAUAAACCAAGGGAAGGACAUCCUCAGAGUCAGCAUGUGGUGGUGGACCGCAGACAGAUGAAACUGCUCCCUUACGUCUUCCCUCACACUCGGGUGAAGCUCCUGAGAGACCAGAGGGACUCCAGUGUGUCAGGCAACGGUCUUGGGAUACGAGUGGUCGGUGGCAAACAGAUUCCGGGGAGCCGCGGAGAGAUCGGAGCCUACAUUGCCAGAGUUGUUCCCGGUGGACUGGCAGAGGGCAAAGUCAUUGAGGGCAUGCAGGUGCUGGAGUGGAACGGCAUCCCGAUGACAGGGAAGACCUACGAAGAAGUGCAAGGCGUCACGGCGCAGGCGUGUGCGGAGGCGGAGCUCUGUGUGCGGCUGGACCUGAACAUGCUGUCUGACCCCGAGCACCCACAAGUCCUGGAGCACCACGUCCAGCUCAAGGCCGUCGGUGGGCAGCGUUCUCCCGGCGUGGAUCCCAACCAGCUGGCGGCGGAGCUGCAGAAGGUGUCCCAGCAGCAGGCUCCGGGUGCGGGAGCCGGACCCGGAGGGUUGGGAGCUUUGUCGGCGUUGGAGCGCACCGCGCUCCUCCACUCGGGCCCCGGGUCGGCGGCUUCCAGUGGCGUGCCGAGCCCCGGCCAGCCCGCCUCCCCUGCUAUCAACAAGAAGCAACGACACAAGCCAACGGACACAAUGAAGAUUUCGCACCCCAUAACUGGAGAAAUUCAGUUGCAGAUCAACUAUGACCGAAACGUGGGGAACCUGAUAGUGCAUGUGCUGCAGGCCCGGAACUUGGCCCAGAGGGACAACGACGGCUACUCGGACCCCUUCGUCAAGGUCUACCUGCUGCCCGGGAGAGGACAAGUCAUGGUUGUCCAGAAUGCAAGCGUUGACAACAAGAGGAGGACCAAGUAUGCACAGAAGACCAUGAAUCCAGAAUGGAACCAGACGGUUAUCUACAAGAACAUCCAUCUGGAACAGCUGAAGAAAAAGACCCUGGAGGUGACCGUGUGGGAUUACGACAGAUCGUCAUCCAACGACUUUCUUGGAGAAGUGUUGAUUGACUUGUCAAACACGGCCCAGUUAGACAACACGCCUCGCUGGCUGCCAUUGAAGGAGCAGAGCGAGAGCAUUGAGCACAGCAGGGUCCACCAUGGAGCUCAAGGACCACCUGGGUCUGGAUCCACUCAGGGACACGGUCAAGGACACUCCCCGGGCCAGGGCCAUCUAUCAGGGCCCGGGAUGGGGCCGGGGCAAGGAGCAGAACAGGGAGAAGGGAGUUACGAUUCGCCUAAAAACUCUGUAAUCAAGAGCAGAAGCCAUGGAAUCUUCCCUGAUCCAUCCAAAGACUGCCAGACGUUGCCUCUGGAAAAAUCCCACAGCAGCCCAAGCAGCUCCAAGUCCUCCUCAGACGGCCAGCUACGCUCCCACGGGCCGUCUCGAAGCCAAAGCAAAAGCAGCGUCACCCAGGCCCACCUGGAGGACGCCGGGAUAGCCAUUGCCGCCGCCGAGGCUGCCGUGCAACAGUCCCGCCUGCAACCAACAAGAAACACACACACACACACACACACACACACACACACACAGACAUGGAACACACUCCCCACCCAACCCAGCCCUUCCCCUGGUCCAUUAUUCCCACUGCCUCAUAGCAAAAGGGGACAAUUGGCAGAGAAUGAAGCGGUCAAAGAGACAGCGCAUGAGUGGACCUGUGAAUCCACCAAUGAGAGCAAAGCGAGAAGAGCGGUGGCCAGGGAAGGACCAGGACACAGGCUGGGUGAUGUCUCAGGGUCCGUGGUCCUGUCAGCCCCCAGCCUGGUGGGGGACGCCUACGGAGGGCUAGACGCGAGUGAAGGAGGAGGGACCGGGGUGGACAGCGCCAUUUUUCAAGUGCCACGGAUUGGAACUACAAUUCCCAAUGGAACUGACCAAAACCACCUAGGGACUCCCGAGAAUGAAGGUAAAACCCAAGUGAUGGGAGAGAUCAAAGUGGCCCUCAAGAAGGAGGUGAAGACGGACGGCGACCAGUUGGUCCUGGAGAUCCUUCAGUGCCGAAACAUCACUUACAAGUUCAAAAGCCCGGACCACCUGCCAGACCUGUACGUGAAGUUGUACGUGGUCAACGUGGCCACUCAGAAGAGGAUCAUCAAGAAGAAAACCAGAGUGUGUCGUCAUGACAGGGAGCCUUCUUUCAACGAGACCUUCCGAUUCCCCCUCAACCCUACCGGGCACUCCCUACAGCUUUUCCUGGUGUCCAACGGAGGGAAAUUUGUAAAGAAGACCCUCAUCGGGGAAGCCUACAUCUGGCUGGACAAGGUGGACAUGAGGAAGCGGGUGGUGAGCUGGCACAAGCUGCUCGUCAGCUCCACGCCCACCAACCUCUGAAACGACUUCUGCCGCUUGCAGAUGUCCCAAAAAAACAACAAAAAAAUAGGACUAUUAUUUUAAAUUUACAGCCAUCCACCUUUCACACCCAAAGUGAAGCCCGCCUUCCGCCCGAAUGCAGCUGAGAUAGGCUCCAGUACCCCAAAAGGGACAAGCGGUAGGAAACGGAUGGAUGGAUGUGAAGGCGUCCCGCCCCCUGCUGAUGGGCGCCACCACUCGCCACCUUCACGCGGCGACUGUGCGAAACAGCCGUGACGAAAGAUCGGGCGUUUCUACACACCGAAUACAGCCGUGAUGCGUUCAAAUACACGACAACAGCAGCAAUCGCUUCCAACACAACAAGGCAGGAGAGAUAAACGACACAGCCCUGAAAGCAUGAACAAGAUCAAUCAUUCAUUUAUCAAUAAUAAGUUAAUAGUGUUCAUUUUUUUUACCCAUUUUAUCAUUAUUUAUUCUUUAUUUAAAGUGUUCUGUACUUUUUGCCGCAGUUGUUUGCUACACAAUCCCAAUUGUAGGAAGUGGCGACACCUAAACGCAGGAAGUGAAAAAACACGGAAAAGGGGGUAGGAUUAAAAUAAGGUCCGAUUUUUCUUCCUGUUCCUUUUCCGACAUGUCCCAGCUGGCACAGGACGUUGAAACAACGUUGAGGACUUGUUGGAUUCGGUCCUGACUUUGAAUGACUCAAACGUAACGUUGGAACAACGUGCUUUUCAAUGUUGGGUUCUGACGUUGAUUGGACCAUUGAAAUAUGGUCGUUUCCUAACCAAUAUUCUACAACACGAAUACAACGUUGAAACAACAUGCUUUCUGACGUUUAAUCAAUGUCAGGUUGUGACGUUAAUUUGACCAUUGAAAUUUGGUUAUUUUCCAACCAAUAUUCCACAACACAAACACAACGUUGAAACAACGUACUUUUAGACAACGUUUAAUCAAUGUUGAGUUUUGAAGUUGAUUUAAUUUGACCAUUAAAAUGUGGUCAUUUCCUAACCAGUAUUCCACUUCACAAAUACAACGUUGAAACAACAUGCUUUUUGACAACGUUAAUUAAAUGUUGGGUUCCGACGUUAAUUUGACCAUUAAAUUGUAGUCGUUUCCCAACCCAUAUUCUACAAAACAAAUACAAUGUUGAAACAAUAUACUAUUUGACGUUUGUUAAAUGUUGGGUUCUGACGUUGAUUCGACCAUUGAACUUUGGUCAUUUCCCAAACAAUAAUCUAGGAGACAAAUACAACGUUGAAACAACAUGCUUAUUGACACCGUUAAUUAAAUGUUGGGUUUCGACGUUAUUUUGAUCAUUGAAAUCCGGUAAUUUCCCAACCAAUAUUCUGCAACACAAAUACAACGUUGAAACAACAUGCUUUUUGACAACAUUUAAUCAAUGUUGGGUUCUAACCUUGUUUUUGGUCAUUUUCAACCAAUAAUCCACAACACAAAUACAACGUUGAAACAACAUGCUUUUUGACAACAUUUAAUCAAUGUUGGGUUCUAACCUUGUUUUUGGUCAUUUUCAACCAAUAAUCCACAACACAAAUACAACGUUGAAACAACAUGCUUUUUGACAACGUUUAAUCAAUAUCAGGUUGUGACGUUGAUUUCAAUAUUGAAAGUUGGUCAUUGUUCAACCAAUAUUCCACAACACAAAUACAAUGUUGAAACAACAUGCUUUUUGACAACAUUUAAUCAAUUUUUGGUUCUGAUGUGGAUUUGACCAUUGAAUUUUGGUCAUUUCCCAACCAAUAAUCUACCACACCAAUACAACAUUGAAACAACAUGCUUUUUGACAUCGUUAAUUAAAUGUUGGGUUCCGACGUUAAUUUGACCAUUGAAAUUUGGUCGUUUCCCAAUCAAUAUUCUACAACACAAAUAAAACGUUGAAACAACAUGCUUUUUGACAACAUUUAAACAAUGUUGGGUUCUAACCUUGAUUUGACCAUUGAAUUUUGGUUAUUUUCAACCAAUAAUCCACAACACAAAUACAACGUUGAAACAACAUGCUUUUUGACAACGUUGAAUCAAUGUCAGGUUGUGACGUUGAUUUAAAUAUUGAAAUUUGGUCAUUGUUCAACCAAUAUUCCACAACAAAAAUACAAUGUUGAAACAACAUGCUUUUUGACAACAUUUAAUCAAUGUUGGGUUCUGAUGUGGAUUUGACCAUUGAAUUUUGGUCAUUUUCCAACCAAUAUUCCACAACGCAAAUACAAUGUUGAAACAAUAUGCUUUUUGACAACAUUUAAUCAAUGUUGGGUUCUGAUGUGGAUUUGACCAUUGAAUUUUGGUUAUUUUCAACCAAUAAUCCACAACACAAAUACAACGUUGAAACAACAUGCUUUUUGACAACGUUGAAUCAAUGUCAGGUUGUGAAGUUGAUUUAAAUAUUGAAAUUUGGUCAUUGUUCAACCAAUAUUCCACAACAAAAAUACAAUGUUGAAACAACAUGCUUUUUGACAACAUUUGAUCAAUGUUGGGUUCUGAUGUGGAUUUGACCAUUGAAUUUUGGUCAGUUCCCAAACAAUAUUCCACAACACAAAUACAAUGUUGAAACAAUAUGCUUUUUGACAACAUUUAAUCAAUGUAGGCUUCUGAUGUGGAUUUGACCAUUGAAUUUUGGUCAGUUCCCAAACAAUAUUCCACAACACAAACACAAUGUUGAAACAAUAUGCUUUUUGACAACAUUUAAUCAAUGUAGGCUUCUGAUGUGGAUUCGACCAUUGAAUUUUGGUCAUUUUCCAACCAAUAUUCUGCAACACAAUUACAACAUUGGAAAAACAUGCUUUUUGAUGACAUUAAAUCAAUGUCAGGUCGAAACGUUGAUUUGACCAUUGAAUUGUGGUCGUUUUCCAACCAACAAAGUUGUCUCAAUGUACAAACACAAAUACAACGUUGAAACAAUGUGCUUUUUGACGUUUAUUAAAUGUUGGGUUCUGACGUUGAUUUGACCUAUGACAGUUGGUCAUUUCCCAAACAAUAUUCCAAAACACAAUUACAACGUUGAAAAAACAUGCUUUUUGACGACGUUUAAUCAAUGUUGAGUUUUGAUGUUGAUUUAAUUUGACCAUUGAAAUUUGGUCGUUUCCCAACCGAUAUUCUACAACACAAAUACAACGUUGAAACAAUGUACUAUUUGACGUUGGUUAAAUGUUGCGUUCUGACGUUGAUUUGACCAUUGAAAUUUGGUCAUUUCUCAACCAAUAUUCUACAAUACAAAUACAAUGUUGAAACAUGUUUUUUGACAACUUUUGAUCAACGUUGGGUUCUGAUGUGGAUUUGACGAUUGAAUUUUGGUCAUUUCCCAACCAAUAAUCUACAACACAAAUACAACGUUGAAACAACAAGCUUUUUGACAGUUUUAAUAAAAUGUUGGCUUUCGACGGUAAUUUGACCAUUGAAAUUUGGUAAUUUCCUAACCAAUAUUCUACAACACAAAUACAACGUUGAAACAACAUGAUUUUUGACAACAUUUAGUCAAUGUCUGAUUGUGACGUUUAUUGACCAUUGAAGUUUGGUCAUUUCCCAACCAAUAUUCUGCAGCACAAAUACACCGUUGAAACAACAUGCUUUUUGAGAACGUUUAAUCAACAUCAGGUUGUGACGUUGAUUUCAAUAUUGAAAGUUGGUCAUUGUUCAACCAAUAUUCCACAACACAAAUACAAUGUUGAAACAACAUGCUUUUUGACAACAUUUAAUCAAUGUUUGGUUCUGAUGUGGAUUUGACCAUUGAAUUUUGGUCAUUUCCCAA